GAAUCUGUACGAUCCCGUGUGGCCAUGGACUUCACCGGGGCCGUUGGCCGGAUUGUCGAGGACCCCCAGGAAGCAACUGCGAUCGCGGCAGCAGAAGGGUAUUCGUGGAAGCGUCGGUGGCGAGGCGGUGUCCGUUGUUCUGCCGCCACAGCCGCCCCCAUUUCUGCUGUUCAGGCCGCCGCCACUGGGCCCAACCAGCGCCCUCUGGAUGGCGGCGUGCACACCACACAGCCGUGGUUCCACUUAGGGAUGACUAGGGAUAAGGCGACUGAACUCAUAUACAAGUAUGGCACUGUGGACGGUGUGUUUUUGGUGCGCGACUCCCGCACCCACCAGGGUUCGUUUGUGAUAACGUACAAGAGCGGCCAGAAGGUGCUACACGCGCAAGUCAACCCCAUUUUGGACCCGCUCAGGGACCGACCCGUCCUCUCUAUCGACAACGGGGCCACAAAGUUCUACGAUCUGCUGCAGCUCGUCGAAUUCUACCAAGUAAGAUCAACACUAAUACUUCUAUUUCUAUGCUAGCACAUCCAC
This is a messenger RNA of Acanthoscelides obtectus, 534 nucleotides long. The record is from the annotation of a GenBank genome assembly. NCBI's taxonomy places the organism in Eukaryota, Metazoa, Arthropoda, Insecta, Coleoptera, Chrysomelidae.